Molecule: messenger RNA, 2375 nt
Organism: Closterium sp. Naga37s-1
Lineage: Eukaryota; Viridiplantae; Streptophyta; Zygnematophyceae; Desmidiales; Closteriaceae
Source: the annotation of a GenBank genome assembly
AUGCUACCAUGCACGUCCCCACAUUCCAAUCUUCACUCCUUGCCUCAACCCUCCUCUCCUCUCCUUCCCUCCCUCGACCUCUCCACCCUCUGCUGCCUCUCACUCUCUCAGCCGAAGCUAGCAGAGCGCAUCUACCAGUUCCGCCGUACCCCAGGAAGAGGAGAGUGUGUGCCUGAGUCUCUGUGUGCGUGUGUCUCCGUGUGUGUGUCUCUGUGCGUGUGUCUCCGUGUGUGUGUCUCUGUGCGUGUGUCUCCGUGUGUGUGUCUCUGCGCGUGUUUCUCCGUGUGUGUGUCUCUGCGCGUGUUUCUCCGUGUGUGUGUCUCUCUGUGUGUGUCUCUGUGCGUGUGUCUCCGUGUGUGUGUCUCUGUGCGUGUGUCUCCGUGUGUGUGUCUCUGUGCGUGUGUCUCCGUGUGUGUGUCUCUGUGCGUGUGUCUCCGUGUGUGUGUCUCUGUGCGUGUGUCUCCAUGUGUGUCUCUGUGCGUGUGUCUCCGUGUGUGUGUCUCUGUGCAUGUGUCUCCGUGUGUGUGUCUCUGUGCGUGUGUCUCCGUGUGUGUGUCUCUGUGUGUGUGUCUCUGUGUGUGUGUCUCCGUGUGUGUGUCUCUGUGCGUGUGUCUCCUUGUGUGUGUCUCUGUGCGUGUGUCUCCGUGUGUGUGUCUCUGUGCGUGUGUCUCCGUGUGUGUGUCUCUGUGCGUGUGUCUCCGUGUGUGUGUCUCUGUGCGUGUGUCUCCGUGUGUGUGUCUCUGUGCGUGUGUCUCCGUGUGUGUGUCUCUGCGCGUGUUUUUCCGUGGCCGCGGGCCGUAUAGGCCAUCAGGAGGAGUGACUUCGAGCAGUGUGGAGCAGAUGAUGAGGGCUGGUGCAGGCGGGCAGAAGAAGGUGCAGGUGAUCAAGCAGGGGUACCUGGUGAGGCGCACUGCUGCUGCCCGCUCGCGCCACUUCUUUGUCCUCGAUUCAAGGGGCUCCCUUUACUAUCACAAGGAUGCUCAGAAUGCCCGCUCCGACACGCUCUCCUCGCUCUUCUCCCUUGUCCGCGCUCGCACCACCGACGCCACCCCUCCCGCCCCGCCGCCCGCCAACCCCAUGGCCCAGCACUACCGCCCACUCGGCCUGGGCGGCAGGGGCGGCAGCGGGCACGGGGAAGAGGGGGGAGACGACCAUAGCACAGACGCAAUGGGCAUGGGGGGAAUGGGGGCGGGGAUGGGGGGGAUGGGGAUGGGGGAGGAGGAGGAGCGGAACCACGCGCUGCAGUACGAGUCGCUGAACCUGCUGACUGCCACCAUCAAGAUGGACGCUGAUGAGCCUGACCUGCGCUUCUGCUUCCGCCUCGUCACCCCCGACUGCACGCACACACUGCAGGCGGAGAGUGCAGCGGAGCAGAGGGACUGGAUGGAGAAGAUCACAGCUGUCAUUGCCUCGCUGCUCAACUCCCACACCACCGCCCAGCCAGCGCCAUCAGUGGCGGACUUGACCAUUUCCCACCGGGCAGCAUCGCAGGACGGGCAGGCAGCAGCACUGCCCAUAGUGGAGCGACCACUGGAGGUGCUGGGCUAUGUGAGCGGCAACGACCGCUGUGCGGACUGCAGCCGGGCGCACCCCGAUUGGGCGUCGCUCAACCUCUGCGUGCUGCUCUGUAUCGACUGCUCCGGCGUGCACCGCAACCUGGGCGUGCACCGCUCAAAGGUGCGAUCGUUGACACUAGAUGUGAAGGUGUGGACGGCACCGCUGGUGCGGCUGAUGGCCAUAGUGGGCAACGACUUUGCCAACAGCGUGUGGGGGCAGCAGCUCAAGGACGUUCAGGGGGGGAGAGAAGGGAAUGCAGGCUCUUCAGGCCGUGCCCUGACACGAGUGGAGAGCGGGGAGGGCGAGGGAGAGGACUACAUCCUAUUGGCCAACGAUGGAGGGGCGUCAAUGCUCGCUUCAGCAGCAGCAGCACCUGCUCUGGUGCACAAGCCAGCAGACACGGACUCGCUGGCAGUGAAAGAGCAGUACAUUCACUGCAAGUAUGUGGAGCGGCGUUACCAAGCGCCCGCCACCGACAACCCCUUGACCGCGCUGCACCACCUGCAAGCAGCUGUUGCCUCCUGUGACGUGCGCUCCGCCUUCCGCCUCCUCGUCACCGCGCCCGUCGACGUCAACGCUGACGUGGUCGGGGUCGUCGCCAGCACGGCGCCAGCUGGACCGGGGACCACAAGAGGCGGUGCGGGGAGAACGGGGCAGAGGCUGCUGCAUGUGGCGUGUGAGAGGGGAGACGAGGCGAUGGUGGAGCUGCUGCUGCUGUGGGGGGCGGUGGUGAAUGUGACCGAUGCUGAGGGCCGGACGCCCAUGCAAGUGGCGCUGCAGCAUGGCAACCAUGGAUGCUCCAAGCUGCUUGCUAGCAG